AUGGCUUUCGAACCCACCGCCGAGCGGCUCCUGCCGGCAUCCAACUACCCGGAAUCUCGAGUCCUCAUUAUAAUGACGGGCGGGACCAUCUGCAUGCAACCAACCGCCGACGGACUUCAACCCAUUGGAGGUUUCCUGAAGAAUGCCAUGGCCCCGCGCCCCUCGUUCAACGACAAGUCGUCGCCUCCAGUUCAGCUUGAGGCCAUCAAGGACGGCCAAAAAAUAGUGCUCGACAGCUUGAGAACACCGCCAAGUGCCUACUCCCGCCACAUUCGCUACGGCGUGUUGGAGUUCAACCCGUUACUUGACUCCAGCUCCAUUUCGGCGGAAGGCUGGACCGAGAUCGCCCAGACCAUCCGAGAGAACUACCGCCUCUUCGACGGUUUUGUUGUUUUGCACGGCACUGACUCUCUGUCGUACACGGCUUCGGCCCUUUCCUUCAUGCUUUCUGAUCUAGGCAAGCCGGUUAUCCUCACUGGCUCUCAGGCCUCCAUCUUCGCCCUUCAAUCGGACGCCGUCGACAACCUCCUGGGCUCGCUCAUCAUUGCAGGCACAUUUGUCAUCCCCGAGGUUGGCCUGUUCUUUCACCACAAGCUGUUUCGUGGCAACAGGACCAGCAAGGUUUCGUCCGCCGCCUUCGAGGCCUUUGCCAGUCCCAACUGCGAGCCUCUGGCCAAGGUCAACGGACUGGGUAUCGAUGUUAACUGGCCCAUCGUGUUGAGACCUACCAGAAUCGCCGAGCUUCAGGUCACGAAGCAUCUCGAUACCGCCCACGUCGCGUGUCUUAGGGUAUUCCCCGGCAUCCGGCCGGAGAUGCUCGACUCGGUCCUGCGCGUUCCCGACCUGCGCGGUCUCAUUCUUGAGACCUUCGGCAUGGGUAACGCCCCCAGCGGUAUCGACGGCAGCUUGACCAAGGUCAUCAAAGCGGCCGUCGAUCGCGGCGUCAUCGUCGUCAACGUCAGCCAGUGCAUGAGCGGUUUCGUCUCGCCCGUCUACGGCCCCGGAACGGAACUCGGUCGCGCUGGCGUCAUUUUCGGCCUCGACCUCACCGCCGAGGCGGCUCUCACCAAGUUAUCGUAUCUGCUGGCCAUUCCGAAACUUUCGCCUGCCGAGGUCAGCGCGCGAAUGUCGCAGUCGCUGCGCGGCGAAAUGACCGAAAUGGCACUCCCGGUAUUUUCGCAUCCAUCUGGCUCACUCGACUCGGUCGUAGCCCGGCUAACGGCGUCAGAAUCGGCAUUUACCGUCCUCGGUUACGCCAUACGAAACGGCGAUGUCCGGACGGUGAAGGAGAUCCUGGACAGCGACGCGCAGCGCGAGCUCCUGAAGAUGGCUGACUACGCCGGCAACACUGUCGUUCACCUGGCCGCCGUCGGGCCCGAUAUCGAGAUUCUGCGCGAGCUACUGACGAGGGGCGCCAGCGUGCAUGCGCGGAACCGCGCCAACAACACACCGCUUUACCUCGCUGAGAAGACUGGCAAGGAGGAGUGCGUGCGCCUGUUAAAGGAGACGGGAGCGCAUUUGUGGCAGGAAGAGGAGGCUAUUCUGGGUUCUGUUCACGCAUCUGCACCUGCAUCUGGAGGAGUUCAAAAGUAG
Messenger RNA from Colletotrichum destructivum, 1593 nucleotides. RefSeq names its product Putative asparaginase/glutaminase, L-asparaginase, Asparaginase/glutaminase-like superfamily. The coding region runs from base 1 to 1593 and encodes 530 amino acids. NCBI's taxonomy places the organism in Eukaryota, Fungi, Ascomycota, Sordariomycetes, Glomerellales, Glomerellaceae. Gene Ontology annotation, molecular function: asparaginase activity; protein binding. The transcript has 2 exons. The record is from RefSeq and is a predicted model, not a curated record.